UUGCACUGCUCGGAUUCCGAGUCCGAGCACAGAGCGAGAAGGUCCGUCCGAUGCCGAACAUCAUCGUCCAUGGGCAAGCUAGUACUCCUAUAUAUAAAAGGCUUUCGCUACGCAACGAAAUCUCCAAGAGAGGCCAUCGCGAACAACCAACCUUCUCGGCGAGAGCACGUCGCGCGAGACCUGCUCGUAAAUCGAUCGUCCCCUCGCCAGACGACCAAGAACAUGGGGGCGAGGCAGCAUGCCGGCGGCGCGGCCCCGUGCGCCAACGGCUGCGGGUUCUUCGGCAGCGGCGCGGCCACAAACGAUCUCUGCUCCAACUGCUACAAGGAACGGCAGCAGCUGCUGGACCUCAUGGCCUUUGACGCCGCCGUCAUGUCCGGCCUCAGGUCGCUGAGGCUGACGAAAGCUGCAGGCGAGGAGGAGACGCCCGAGAAGACGGCGGGGGCGACCAAGAACCGAUGCGAUGCGUGCCAGCAGAAGGUGGGGCUGCUCGGAUUUGCGUGCCAGUGGUGGGCCACGGCCACCUGCUGCGGCGCGCACCGCCAUGCCGACGCACAGGUCUGCUUCUUCGACUACAAAGCAGCCUGCCGCGAGCAGGUCGCGCGCAAGAACCCGCUUGUCGCGCCCAAGAUGGCGAGGAUUUCAAUUUUUUAAGAAAAUGAGGUUAAACCCCCGGCCUCUCUGCAUUAAUCGACGUAUGCAGCCAUUUUUUAUUAAUUAUAUUUCACAAAGUUUUGAUAAGAACAUACUCCCUCCGUAAACUAAUAUAAGAGCGUUAGUUUACAGAGGGAGUACAUCAAUUCACCCCAAAACACUACUCACACCAACAAACUCAAUAACAUGGAGUUCUCUCACUCCUCGUAUCUAAAAUCAAGGUCGUCGUCAAUCCAUCAUCAUCCUUGCCAGUCCGGACAUCAAGGAUUUGAAUGCUUGCUUCUACCCAUGACAUGUACCUCACGCUGUGCUGACUCUUGCAGGAGAUGCCCUAGAGAUGAACUGUGGAAUUAGUAUGCGUUCGAUUCGAUUGCGUCUCCGUCGUUUCUACCUUUGUGACGAGGAGGCUGUGUAUCUAAAAGAUGCGCCUGUAUUUUUUCCAUCAGGUUAAAUUCAUACAAAUAUCCAUUACGUUCUUCGCAAGUUGGUACGCAUCAUGCAUUUGGAUGAUAAACUGCCCGAAUGUCUCAUCCGAUCUAACCCCUAUGCUAUUAGAUUAAUCAAACCAAGAAAUAAAAAUUAAAAAAUCCCAUGAAUCUGCGCAAAAUCCAACAUGUAAGAGUUAGAUCGAUGAGAUAUAGUUAUUUCUCAUUUAGAUGAGAGCUAGCCAUGCUCUAAGGCCCCUCCUAAUGCUCCAUCUUAUACAAGUGGUAAGGCUGCCAUAUAGGCAAAAAGUCUGAUGUGGCAUGGUAAUUAAGAGGAGAGAGAUGAGUGUGGUGACCCAAUAAGAAACAAUGCCAAGCAUGAGAACCUAAGCAAAACACUUAAAUGAAAGAAUCCCACCAAUGAAUGAAGAACUUUAGUUGAAAAAUAAUUAAAGGAAGGAUGCUUAGCACCAACAAGUUAAGCACCUAUGCAUUGAGAGAUUUAGUUGCUAAAGUUUUUAGUGUGCUUAACACCUCAUGUAAGCACCAACGCAUUGAAAGUAGCCUAAAUUGCCAACUUCGGCUGGUCAAUCAGUCCACCACAUCCAGAUCCAAUCGGCUAAUCUUCUUUUUCUCUCAUUAGUUCCCGCCGCACGUACGUCAUACACGUGGUUAAAAAAAAUAUCAAUAACCAUAAUUUAAAAUCACAAGAUUUGGGUCACCUUAACAAUAGAAUUUUUGAGAAUUCAAUUCAUAUAUUCAACUAGUAAUUUUCUUAGUCCAUGCGAUUGUUGUCAUAUAUUUUUAAUAUUUUAAAUGUACUCAUC
This is a messenger RNA of Triticum aestivum (bread wheat), 1906 nucleotides long. Its product is annotated as zinc finger A20 and AN1 domain-containing stress-associated protein 10-like. Lineage: Eukaryota; Viridiplantae; Streptophyta; Magnoliopsida; Poales; Poaceae. The transcript has a single exon. Gene Ontology annotation, molecular function: zinc ion binding; DNA binding. The record is from RefSeq and is a predicted model, not a curated record. Bases 70 to 654 code for a protein of 194 amino acids.